AAAGUCGCGGUCGCUCCUCCUUCCAAAGCAAGGAAGGAAGAGAGAGAGCAGGGCCAGCACAAAACCCUCGUCGUCGGCCGGCCCGCUUCUCUCUCCUCUCUCCUCCGCCGCGCCAUAAACCCCAAUCUUCCGCCGCCGCCAUGGCUCGCAACAAGGAAGGGCUGGUUUUGCUGCUGGAUGUCGGGCCAUCGAUGCACGGGGCGCUGCAGGAAGUCGAGAAUGUUUGCUCCACUCUCCUUCGUAAGAAGCUAGUGUAUAAUAGGAGUGAUGAGGUCGGGAUUGUCCUAUUUGGAACUAAAGAAACGUGCAAUGACCUCGCGAAGGAAAUUGGUGGCUACAAGCAUGUGGUGGUUAAGCAUGAUAUUAAAGUUGUCGAGGAAGGAACAAAAGAUGCUCUUCAAAACCUUCCACGGGGGACUGCCCCUGGCGAUUUUCUGGAUGCUAUUGUUGUCGGUUUGGAUAUGCUGAUAAAGAGAUUCGGAAAUACCAAAGGAAAGCACCGCCUGUGUCUAAUCACCGAUUCACAACAUCCAUUAAGAGAUCCUCCUGAAGGGACAAAAGAAGAUCAGGUGGACACAAUUGCAGAGCAGAUGAAAAAACAUGAUAUUAAGAUGGAUUGCAUUGUUUUCAGAGAAUCUGGAGUUCAGCACAAUUCUGUAAUGGAUGAAAAUGACCAAUUAUUAUAUCACUUCAGAGAUAGGUCUGUGGCCAAGGUUGUCCAGGUUGACACCCCAACAUCACUCUUAGGUGCUCUCAAGACUAGAAUUGUACUCCCAGUUACUAUCUUCAGGGGAGACCUGGAAGUGAGCUCUAAUUUGAAAAUCAAGGUGUGGGUCUAUAAGAAAACAUCCGAGGAGAAAUUCCCCACUUUGAAGAAGUAUUCGGAUCAGGCUCCUCCGAGUGAUAAAUUUGCCUCGCAUGAAGUCAAAGUGGAUUUUGAAUACAAAAGCAUUCUAGAACCAGAUACAGUUGUUCCACCAGAUCAAAGAAUUAAGGGCUAUCUUUAUGGUCCUCAAGUUGUUCCUAUAUCAUCUGCUGAAUGGGAGGCUGUCAAAUUCAAACCAGAGAAAGGUGUAAAGCUUCUAGGCUUUGCAGAUAGAUCCAGCAUACCGCGGCACUAUUUUAUGAAAGAUGUGAACUCCUUUGUACCUGAACCGGGAAACAAAAAAGCAACUGUUGCAGUUUCUGCCAUAGCUAGAGCAAUGCAAGAAAUGAAUAAGGUCGCAAUUCUGCGAUGUGUCUGGAGACAGGGCCAAGGAAAUGUCGCUUUUGGUGUACUGACACCAAACAUCUCAUCAGUGAAUAACGUUCCAGAUUCCUUUUUCUUCAAUAUACUUCCAUUUAGUGAGGACAUCAGGGAGUUUCAGUUUCGUUCCUUCAGCAGUCUACCAUCAUCAUCACAACCUACUGAAGAACAGCAGGAAGCGGCAGAUAGCCUAGUGAAGAUGUUAGACCUUGCGCCACCUGGAAGGGAAGAGAUCCUCAGGCCUGAUUUCACACCAAAUCCCAUGUUGGAGAGGUUCUACAGUUUCCUUGAUCUGAAGUCAAAAGAGCCAGAUGCAAAUGCCCCACCACUUGAUAAAUGUUUAAGAAGGAUAACCGAGCCUGAUUCUGAUAUUAUUGAUUAUCAAGCACCAUUGAUCCAAAAUUUGGGAAAAGCAUUCGAGCUGAAGGACAACCCCAAGAGAAAGAAAGCCCGGACACAAGAGAGAUUGAAUUAUACAGCUGCGGAUGAUCAAACAAAAAAGUCAGCAGAUCCUUAUGCAGAGAAGGCUAAGGCAAUAGAAGUUUUGUAUCCUUCGGCAGAGAAGGUUGGGAAGAUCGGAGAUCUAAAUCCUGUUCAAGAUUUUGAAGCUAUGCUUACAGAGAGAUCCAGCUCAAUAUGGGUUCAGAAGGCAAUUGAAGAGAUGCAGAAGUACACAACUGUGUUGAUAGAAAAUUCUCCUCAAGGAGAUUAUUACCAAAAGGCACUCGAGUGUAUUGUUGCCCUUCGGAAGGCCUGUAUAAUUGAACAGGAACCGAAUGAAUUCAACCAAUUUCUGACUAAGCUUUAUAAGAGAUUGAAGAACGUGGAUGAUGUUGCUAAGUUCUUUCAACUACUUUCAUCCAAGAAUGUUUCUCUUAUAAGCAAAGAAGAAGCACCUGACAGCGAUGUGACAGAAGAGAUGGCAAGAAGCUUCUACUUGAAACCUGAAGCAUCCUCCCAGUAGCAUGGUUCUGAGUUUUUGACGCCUGGAGGCCAGGUAAACAGAGAACCGGAAGACAUCAAACUGUCGCUAAUGCUAAAUCCUGACAUUAGUUUAGCUUUAGCCCAGCAACACUCAUGUUCUGAAGCUUGGUCAUCGUAUUCAUGUCUGAAGCUUGGUCAUGUUAUCUGAUAUGAUACUGUGUAGCAUGAGUCUUGACGAACACACUAGCAGCUAAGCUACUGUUUUGGAACCCCAAUAUGUAUUUUAAUGCCUAACUGUUUUGGAAAGGGAAGUUCUGAUGGAAUGAAGAAA
This is a messenger RNA of Brachypodium distachyon (stiff brome), 2501 nucleotides long. Its product is annotated as ATP-dependent DNA helicase 2 subunit KU80. The record is from RefSeq and is a predicted model, not a curated record. Gene Ontology annotation, cellular component: Ku70:Ku80 complex; nucleus. Bases 141 to 2210 code for a protein of 689 amino acids. Gene Ontology annotation, molecular function: damaged DNA binding; telomeric repeat DNA binding; DNA helicase activity. Lineage: Eukaryota; Viridiplantae; Streptophyta; Magnoliopsida; Poales; Poaceae. The transcript is spliced from 12 exons. Gene Ontology annotation, biological process: cellular response to gamma radiation; telomere maintenance; double-strand break repair via nonhomologous end joining.